ACUGGACUCUGAAAUGGGAAGGAGAAGUGGGGAGGACAGCCCAACAUCCCUCAAGUUUAGAGUGGGGAGGACACAACCUCUGCUGGCACAGGGAAAAGAGGAAUGCGGAGACCCUGAGGAUGCUUUUGGACAAUGCUCAGAGGUUGGGACAUUGCCAGGAGAUACCGUUCACCCCAGAUCUCCAAGAAAAGAGAUCAGUCUGGCAGUUACAUGUGUUUUUCUUCAAACUGGUUGCCAGGUUGGAACGACCGAUGACAUCAUAGAUUCCGACUCUCCUGAUUGGAAGGACCGGACUCUGGGUGCUUGGGAGCUCAGGUGGACAACAGCAACUUCUCAGAACUGCUCUUCACUCCUAACUUCUCCCGAGCCUCCAGAAGAGAAACGCGCUCUUCUGGGUCCUAACGGAGUCUGGAAGAAGGCUUUGGACAGAACAGGGACUAGGUUCUGUGGACAGAAACAAAGCGUUUGAGAGAGAUUAUGGCCAGUGGUCAAGCGCACCCCCCAUUUGAGGAGGAGAGCCCCCAGCCUAGCACAUCAGUGCGGUCCCCCGAGGUGGUGGUGGAUGAUGAAGUGCCAGGACCAUCAGCCCCUUGGGUAGAUCCCAGCCCCCAGCCUCAAUCCCUUGGCCUGAAAAGGAAGAUGGAAUGGUCAGACGAAUCCGAGGAGGAGCUGGAGGAGGAGCUGGAGUUGGAGCGCGCCCCUGAGCCCGAGGACACCUGGGUGGCGGAGACGCUGUGUGGGCUCAAGAUGAAGCUGAAGCGAAAGCGAGCAUCCUCCGUGCUCCCUGAGCACCACGAGGCCUUCAACAGGCUGCUUGGGGAUCCUGUCGUUCAAAAAUUCCUGGCCUGGGACAAAAACCUGAGGGUGUCAGACAAGUAUCUCCUGGCUAUGGUCAUAGCGUAUUUUAGCCGUGCCGGCCUCUUCUCAUGGCAAUACCAACGCAUCCAUUUCUUCCUGGCUCUCUACCUGGCCAGUGACAUGGAGGAGGACAACCAGGCCCCCAAACAAGACAUCUUCUCCUUCCUCUACGGGAAGAACUACUCCCAGCGACCCUUGUUCCAUAAGCUUCGAUACCAGCUCCUCUGUUCCAUGCGCUGGAGGACGUGGGUUUCCCCCGAGGAGAUGGAGGAGAUCCAGGCUUAUGACCCAGAGCACUGGGUGUGGGCCCGAGAACGCACCCUCAUUUCCUAGAGCUCUGGGGACAUGGAGGCCUGAGGUCAUCGGCCUGAGAGAAGAACACUGGGCCCAGGGGAGAUGGGAAUUUUCAGCAGGAAGUUGAUCGCGACGCUAAUGCCAGACACCAGGAAGGGAUAGAGGAGCCUCCUGUGCAGAUCAUCUAGAAGAAGCUGGACUCUUCUAGAAGGGGCAAAAUACCAUGACCAGGUUUUCCUCCUAGGAGCCAUGGAGGUACUUCUAGGAGUCAGUGGAGGGAAAGUGAGAAACCAGGGGUGUUUCUGGUUCCACCCCUUCCUGCGGCAAAACCUCCCUUUUCACGUUGCUGAAUCCCAGCCUCCCCUGGGCUGGAAGCUGGAGUUCCUGUUUCCUAUGGACUUGGUUGCCACAGUCCAGAGCAUUUGAAGGCACAGAGCAGGCGCUCAGAUUGUCACAGAAUUCUUUGUAAAAUAUGAAAUUACUGCCAUAGGAUUUUAACAGAUAGUUUAAUGGAUACUGUACAUUUUAUUGGUUUAUUUUUCAAAUGUUGGCCAUACAAUUAUUACUAGGUUGAUUUAAAAGAGUCUGGAGUUUUCGUAGUUUUGAAAACAUGCUGUUCCUAUAGAGUUCUCUGAUGGUUGUUAUAUACACAUAAAUACAAUUUAGUGUUCAUUUUUAAGAGAGGAUUCUUUUUAUCGUAAAUGUUUUCUCUUUAAAUCGUUUUAUCUAUUAUUACAUGUGCUCCCGAAGCGAGCACUCUUGUUAUCUAUGAUACUGACCUAAUAUAUCCAUUAUAUGUAUAGCUAGGUGGUAGUUCCCCUACAUUCUUGUAAAUAGAAAUGUUUAUUUUCUGUUUAGUGUUUGUUACUGAAUUGUGAGAAUUCAGUUGUGAUUUUUAACAUGCCUUCCGUAUACACUAACAUGUCCAAUAUAUACUAUACAUUUUGUUUAUUUUGAAAAUGACGGGCGUGGCAUUAUUACUACAUUUAUUUCACUAGUUUAGAAAUACAAGUAUUUUUUAAAUGACACUGUUCUUAUGAAGUUGUGUGAUGGCUGUUACACCUGUUAUAUACAUAUAAAUAUAAUUCUGUUUUCAUUUUCAAGAGAGGAUUUUUUUAUCCUAAAUGUUUUAUUUUUAAAUCUUUUUAUCUGUUAUUACAUGUGCUGCUGAAGGGAGCACUGUCAUUACCUAGUGUAGUUACAUAAUAUAUCUAUUAUAUUUAUAGCUAGGUGGCAUUUCCCAGAAAUUCUUGUAAAAAUAAAUUUUUAUUGGACGUUGAGUGUUUGUUAUUGAAUUGUGAGAAUUCAGACAUAAUUUUUUAGCUUGUAUUGAAAGGUUCGUAUGUUACUUUAAAGAGGACAUGUGUUUGAAAGGAGGACAGGAGCUGUGUGUUUCAAAGAGGACAGUGCAGUGCGCUGCCUGGGAAAAUGCAAUAAAGAUGAAGUUUUCUCAUCUUCAC
This is a messenger RNA of Pongo pygmaeus (Bornean orangutan), 2612 nucleotides long. RefSeq names its product speedy protein E4. The coding region runs from base 478 to 1191 and encodes 237 amino acids. The record is from RefSeq and is a predicted model, not a curated record. Gene Ontology annotation, molecular function: protein kinase binding. The transcript is spliced from 7 exons. Gene Ontology annotation, biological process: positive regulation of cyclin-dependent protein serine/threonine kinase activity. NCBI's taxonomy places the organism in Eukaryota, Metazoa, Chordata, Mammalia, Primates, Hominidae.